AUGGUUAUUAGAAAAAAUGGUUACGGAUUUAUUUCUUCAACUGGUUAUCCAAAAGAUGGCUAUGAGCGUGUGAAAUGCGCAGUUAAUUUAGAAGCACAAGAAGGAAGUGGAUUAGUUAUUAAUAUAAAAUUUUUGGAUUUGGAUUUAGAACCUAGAUAUUCUCGUUCGGAUCAGUGUUUACGUGAUUAUUUUAUUUUGACAUUUAUUGAUAGAGAAGGAUUAGAACAUACAAGUGAAAGAAUUUGUGGAAAUAAAAAACCAAAGUCUAUACAAAGUAUGCAGGCAAAAUUAAGAGUUUUAUUUAUUGCAACAUCCCCACCUUUACAACAUUAUUUACCAAAUACAAAUACUUCAAAACGUUGGAAAGGAUUUAAAUUACGUUUUGAUUUUGUAAAAGAAGAGAAAAUUUCUGUAAUAAACAGUCAAUAUGAAGAACCAAAUAAAAGAUAUCGUUCAGAUUGUGGAGGUGCAAAUUUACCAAAUUCUUUAAGUGGAAUUAUUCAAUCACCUGGAUUCCCGUCUACAUAUCCUCAAAAUGUUAAUUGCUUUUGGCUUAUUCGAGUUGAUCCAAAUAAAAGAAUUUAUAUUAGAAUAAUGGAUUUGGAAUUAUCACCGACAUUGGGUAAACAUUAG
This is a messenger RNA of Meloidogyne enterolobii, 633 nucleotides long. The record is from the annotation of a GenBank genome assembly. NCBI's taxonomy places the organism in Eukaryota, Metazoa, Nematoda, Chromadorea, Rhabditida, Meloidogynidae.